AUGGGCGAAGAUUGGGACAUCUACUGCGCAAUAUGCGGAGUGCUCACUCACGACGAAAUCUCUGAUGACCACGUCGGCACCCGCAAUCCCAGCAUGCUAGCCUUCAGACGCGCCGAAGUGGCAGCAGAAAAGAAGAGAGCCAAGGAAGGUGACGGCCUCCCAAGAGGGUUUUUUGACGAAGAAAAUUGGGAUGGGCUGGACGAGUCAACCAUAGACUGGGACUGGGAUGACGAGGCAGCGUCGUACGACCCCGAUCUCGUGGAAGACCUUGGCUGCGCAUUCAUAACCGGGGACGCUGCUACUCAAGAAUACGGAACCGUCGUCUUUGUUGAUGGGCUACAUCCCGAUCAAGACCUCGAUGAGGAAGUAAGGCAUUGGAACUGGCAAGAGCGCCAAAGCUACUGGACCAUGUUGGAAGGCAAAUCCGUCUUUUUCCCAACACACGCCUGUUGUCGGCGCAUCCUUGAAGCCGUUCUACAUCCCCCAAGCCAAAACGCAGAAGCCGCACCUACAUUGAAUCUCAAGGCUCUCUAUGAAGCAAUGUGUCUCCUUUCAGAGAUGUUCACCGCCCAGCUCACGGUGAAAUAUGGUGAAUUUGAAGGCAAUUAUGUUGUUGCGCGGCCGGAGUUCUCAGAUGCAUCAAGCAAGUCUAUUCACGAUAAGAUUAUGACAGGCGCAUUUGAAGUUGGCAAGCCAUUUACACUGCCGGACAUGAACAACCGUCAGAUGACCGAUCGAUUCGCAAGCCUAUCCAACGAACUACUCGUCAAAAUUGCAGAACAUCUGCCGAUCUCAGAUGUUUUAGCUUGCUCCAAGGCAUCCUGGGCCAUGAUGAAUGCCUCUAGUGCCAAUAGUUUCUGGAAAGAUGCUCUCAACCGAGACAUGUCAUGGGCUAAAUCUGCGCUGGAGCCAGUGUUGGCUACGGUGAAAGAGCAAGAUUUAGACUACAAGCGCUUGCUGCUGUGGCUUGAGGAAGCUACGAGGCCGGAGUUUGCGAUGGAAUGGCCUUGGCUCCAGGCGGGAAAUCGGAGGCGUAUUUGGGGUGUUUGUGAGCAAAUUGGCCAAGUGUACUGGCGUAGACUGGGCCGCAAGUCGAAGGUGCCGUUGUAG
Molecule: messenger RNA, 1110 nt
Organism: Pochonia chlamydosporia 170
Lineage: Eukaryota; Fungi; Ascomycota; Sordariomycetes; Hypocreales; Clavicipitaceae
Product: F-box domain-containing protein
Exons: 6
Coding region: 1-1110 (369 amino acids)
Molecular function (GO): protein binding
Source: RefSeq, a predicted model, not a curated record